Molecule: messenger RNA, 1117 nt
Organism: Trichoderma virens Gv29-8
Lineage: Eukaryota; Fungi; Ascomycota; Sordariomycetes; Hypocreales; Hypocreaceae
Exons: 4
Coding region: 202-759 (185 amino acids)
Source: RefSeq, a predicted model, not a curated record
CCGAAGCGCUCCCCGCGGAUAAGGCUUCUUUUUUCCGUCUACGAACGUCACUUGUGCAACAGCUGAAAGCUCUCUGGCCCCCUCCGAUUCGGCGGUCUAGGCCUCUUCUCCCACCCAUCCAACGUUUCUUUCCACUCUCUUUGUAAUCAGGCAGUUCAGGAUACCGCUUCUCGUCUCACCGGCGAUCCCCGACAAGCCAAGAUGUUGAACAUAUGGUCUAUGAAAAAAAAGCAAAAGGAGGCUGAGAAUGCUGAAGGGCAGGCUGCUGGAGGCAAGAGGAAGAAGGUGACGGCGGCACAGCUACGAGUACAGAAAGAUUUGUCAGAGCUAUCUCUCGGCGCGACGAUGCAAACGAACUUCCCUGACCCUGACAAUAUUCUCAACUUCAUCUUGUCGAUCGAGCCGGACGAGGGGAUGUACCGAGGCGGAAAAUUCACAUUCGACUUUGCCAUCAACCAGAACUUCCCUCACGAGCCUCCUAAAGUGCUGUGCAGAGAGAAGAUAUAUCAUCCCAACAUCGAUCUCGAGGGCAAGGUUUGCCUUAACAUUCUGCGGGAGGACUGGAAGCCGGUGUUGAACCUGAAUGCUGUCAUCGUGGGGUUGCAGUUUUUGUUCUUGGAACCCAACGCUUCGGAUCCUCUGAACAAGGAGGCGGCUGACGACCUGAGAAGCAACCGAGAGGGGUUCAAGCGGAAUGUACGAACGGCCAUGAGCGGAGGAUCUGUCAAGGGAGCGCCAUACGACCGAGUAUUGAAAUAAACUAUGGGUUAAAAAAAUAGGGCACAGCUUUGUGUAGAUUGUCCAAGGCCUGUGCCCAGAGCCUGAGGAGAUUUGGGGAGUGUGUGGAGGGAAGGCGGGUGUGACUACGACGACGAGCAGCCGACAUACACAUAGAAGACGUACUUUGUACAUCAUCCAACAUCCGGCACAUCCUUCAUUGAAGAGAUGGCGCCAUAACAAAAAAAUCCCGGUCUUGGCUAGUGCUUGAGCCAAAGGAUGGCAUGUUGCCGUUUUUUUGUGUUUUUGGCCUGGGCCUAGCCACGGGGUUACCCUAUCUAUAUACUACCUUUCAUUAAGUCGACAUUACAGCAUAGAAAUACAUGGCGUUCAUUGCAAG